CAAAGCAGACUGAAGAAUGUGCUCAGAUUGAAAGAGUGGAGCCCAACCGGGGCCUAUAUAUCUUUCAAUCUUGCUUCACCAAUUCCUGGAGAUAAUACUGCAUGUCGCUGGCCACUUUCUGUCACACAAAGAAAAUCCUUUAAGGAGGACAACUGAAAAAAAAGAAAAAAAGAAAGAGUUUUUUACCUGAUUUACAAACAGCAAAAAUGAUUUUUUGGAACAGCUCAUUGAGCUGGAUGACCUGCAUCCUCUUUUUUGGCUACAGUGCUUCAAUACUCACUGCAGACAGCUGGUAUCCCAAAAGCCUUCCUUGUGAUGUGUCUAUGGAAAAAAAUGGAACAACUGUCCUAGUUGAGUGUAAUGAACGUCGACUUACAGAGGUGCCAAAGGGAUUUCCAGCAAAUGCCACAAAUUUAACUCUCACCAUUAACCAUAUACCAAACAUUUACAAGAUGUCCUUUGCUGGACUUGAGAACCUCACUGAAAUUGAUUUCAGAUGUAACUGCGUGCCUGUUAAAAUAGGACCCAAAGAUCAUGUGUGCACCAAAAGUCUUCAUGUGGAAGAUGGAAGCUUUUCCUCACUUACAAAUUUAAGGUCACUGUACUUAGAUGGAAACCAGCUCUCCGAAAUACCUAAAGGCUUGCCUCCCAACUUGCUGCUGCUAAGCCUUGAAGUAAACAAGUUUUCUGCAAUUUCUAAAGAAAACCUCUCAGAAUUAACAAACAUAGAAGAGCUCUACCUGGGUCAAAACUGUUACUACCGCAAUCCAUGCAAUGUUUCUUUUGAUAUUCAAUAUGGGGCUUUCUAUGACUUGAAGAACCUUGCUUUAUUAUCUCUCAAAUCAAAUAAUUUAUCUAAAGUUCCUCAGAACCUACCCCCAAGUUUAAAGGAGCUUUACUUAUAUAAUAACAGGAUUCAACACAUAGAUAAAUAUGAUUUCAUAAACUUGACUAAACUGGAAAUACUCGAUUUGAGUGGGAACUGCCCUCGAUGCUACAAUGCCCCUUUCCCAUGUACUCCAUGCCCUAAUAAUGCCCAAAUCAAUAUUGAUCUACUCGCUUUUGACACGUUAAAAGAUCUGAAGAUACUACGCCUUCAUAGCAAUUCUCUUGAGACAGUCCCUUAUCAAUGGUUCCAACAUACAGGAAUGCUAAAAGUUCUAGAUCUUUCCUCAAAUUAUUUGGCUAAAGAAAUUGAAAGAGCCCAGUUUUUGAUGAAUCUCAGCAAGCUGGAAGAGUUAGACCUAUCAUUUAACUUUGAGCUACAGCAAUAUCUUCCAUUCCUAAGUCUUUCUGAAACCUUUUGUAAUUUAACCUCGCUCAGAGUCCUAAGAAUCAGGGGUUACGUUUUUAGAGAAUUAAGUGAAGCAGCCUUUGAGCCGCUGAAAAAACUUAAACAACUGGAAAUUAUUGACCUCGGAACCAACUUCAUUAAAUUGGCCAACCUGAGUAUCUUAAGAGAGUUACAGGCAUUUCACAUCAUUAAUCUUUCUGAUAACAAAAUAUCACCUUAUUCUAACGAUUCACCCUAUGUUCCAAGGUCUUGUUCAACUGCAAAUACUACCAGGGCUCCAUUGGGAAGUAGGACACAGUUCUACUAUGGAGAAGUCCGGGAUAUUCACUAUUUCAGGUAUGAUGAGUAUGCACGCAGUUGCAAGUCCAAGGACAAAGAGGCUGGUUCCUUGCAUCCGAUUGUUAAUAAAGAUUGCAGUCGGUUUGGAAAAACACUGGAUUUAAGCAGAAAUAAUAUAUUUUUCAUUAACCCAAUAGAGUUUAAACAUCUUGGUGACCUUAGAUGUCUCAAUCUAUCAGGCAAUGCCAUGAGUCAGUCUUUGAACGGCUCUGAGUUCUUUUACCUUUCUGAACUGGAGUAUUUAGAUUUUUCCAACAACCGCAUUGAUUUGCUGUACUUUACGGCAUUCCAGGAAUUGAAAAAUUUGAAGGUUUUAGACCUUAGUCAUAAUAACUUUUACUUUUUGUCAGAGGGGAUAACACACAUGUUGAACUUUACCAAAAACCUGCCUAAACUUCAAACUCUACUGUUAAACUAUAAUAAAAUUUCAACCUCGACAAACACAGUUAUGGAAAGCCAUUCCCUGGAAAUAUUGGAGUUCAAAGGAAACCGUCUUGAUAUUUUAUGGAGAGAUGGAGACACAAGGUACAGUUAUUAUUUUAGAAAUUUGUCAAACUUAAUCCAGCUUGACAUCUCUCACAACAGCCUUAAUUUUAUACCUCAACUGGUUUUUAAAGGCAUGCCAUCAAAACUUCGUGAGCUGUACUUGAACAACAACAAGCUGACGUCUUUCAACUGGGGGAAGCUGCAAUUGCUCACACACUUACAAGUCCUAGACCUCAGCAACAAUAAACUUAAGACUGUUCCUCGUGUGCUUUCCAACUGCACCAAAACUCUCACCAAAUUGAUUUUGCACAAAAAUCAAAUCCCAAAGCUCACCCAAUAUUUCCUCGAAGAUGCUUUUAGCCUGAAAUAUCUGGACCUAAGUUUUAAUCAACUCCAAUUUAUCAUGAAGUCUAGCUUCCCAGAAAAUGUUGUCAAUCGACUGGAGGUCCUACUGCUGAACGGGAACAAAUUUAUGUGCACAUGUGAUAAUCUAUGGUUUGUUAUGUGGAUUAACCAAACGACAGUCAACAUUCCCCGUCUGGCUACAGAUGUGACCUGUGCAGCGCCUGGAGCACAAAAAGGCCGCAGUGUCCUCUUCAUCGAUCUUCACACAUGUCAGCUCAACUCUCUUUCCAUCAUACUACACAUCUUGUCAACAUCAAUCAUUCUCUGCCUCCUUGUGAUUUCAAUUUCAAGUCAUCUCUUUUACUGGGAUGUAUGGUACAGUUACCACUUCUGUGCUGCAAAACUCAAGGGAUAUCAAACCUUGUCCUCGCAAAACAGCAGCUAUGAUGCCUACAUUGUGUAUGACAAGAAGGACUCUGCGGUUUCUGACUGGGUUUUAAAUGAGCUGCGUAUCCAUAUGGAAGACAAAGGUGACACCUGCUUCCAGUUAUGCCUAGAUGAAAGAGACUGGAUCCCUGGUCUUCCAAUCAUAGACAAUCUUUCCCAGAGUAUCCAACAGAGCAGAAAGACUGUGUUUGUCCUAACCAACACAUUCCUCUCAAGUGGGAACUUCAAGACAGCUUUUUAUUUGGCUCAUCAACUACUUAUGGAUGACAAAUCUGAUGUGAUUAUUUUGGUUUUUCUUGAAAGAUCGCUUCAGAGUUCCAAGUAUCUAAGACUUCGAAAGAGACUCUGCAGAGGCUCUGUUUUGGAAUGGCCCAAAAACCCUCAAGCCCAGCGCUAUUUUUGGCAGUGUUUGAGGAACGCAUUGGCUACAGAGAACAAUACACAGUAUAACAAACUCUUCAGGGAGACUCUAUAGUUCAAUAUUGCUUUCUAUAGCAACACAUUAUGUUAAUAUAUAUAUUAUUGUAAAAUAGUAGUGAAAUAAGAAAAAUGCAUUUUUUUAAUCACGACAGCUGAUAUUAAUGAGGAAUGAUAUGUAUAAAUAUAACUAUUAACACCAUUUUUUACUGAUAAAUUAUGACUAUGCAUGUGCUGGGCCAAAUGGAAAAUUAGAUUAAUUGGAUUAAUUAAUGAAUUACUGAGGAACACAAAUGUAAAAAUAACUUUUUCUUUUGUAAUCUGUUAUGUGUUAAGAUACUGUUGUCUAUUCCUAACCAUUAAUGCAUGUUCUAUCUACUGUAUUUCUGUGUACAUGUACUAUGGUUAUUAGUGUUAAUUCAUGUGAAUUUGCAGACAUUUUAAAAAAGUGCUGCCAUGCUUGCUUACACUACUACUGCGCCAGAUAGUGGAACUCCUGUAAACAUUACAAUGUCAUGCACUUAUUUGUUACAUUAUAAUUCAGAAAUUUAAAUUAAUUGUUGAGUAUUCAAGACACAUACAACGCAGUACAGUACAGAAAGCAAGCAGUACAGUCAGUGCUGCUGAAAAAUAAUUUACUUAUCUGAUUGGAGCUUAAAAUACUUUAUUUUAGUCAACGGUACCUAGAGUUUUCAGUCUAAAAUAUCAGUAAAAAUAUAGUAGGCUCUUAGUUAGUGUUAUAUUAUUAGCCACUGUAUUUUUACAUUGAACCACGUGAAGAUAAAAGAGGAACUCUAUAACAUAUGCUCAAGUUCUGUUUUAUUUGUCAACUGCUCUAAAACAGCCACAGUUUCUAUAAAUAAAAGAGCCUACUCCCUAGCAUGUCAGAAACUGUACUAUUACAAACAAAAUAUAGCAAUGUUUACUUUUACUGUUGUUUCCUGCAUUGACCUCUGAUAUGGAAAGAAAAUAAACCUGAUAAUGUUCCUAAACUAACCACAUAAAACGUAAUAUUUAUUUGCCAAACUAGUUUUGAUAAAUAGGGUAAAAUUCUGUUCAUCUACGGUCAAAGGAACACAUUCAAACAAACGGGCAUGCUGAACUUCGGUUGGUGCCAAAGCAUCAAGGGGAUAGAUGCUUGAUCUGCAAGGGAAAGAGAAUUGAGAGAGACGUGUACGCGCCACAUUACAGGCUGAAGAGAAGUUAAGAAGAGCUGGCUGUUUCUACUAAUCUUUGGGCAUAAAGUACACACAUUCUAAACU
Molecule: messenger RNA, 4590 nt
Organism: Acipenser ruthenus (sterlet)
Lineage: Eukaryota; Metazoa; Chordata; Actinopteri; Acipenseriformes; Acipenseridae
Gene: tlr7
Product: toll-like receptor 7
Exons: 3
Coding region: 207-3386 (1059 amino acids)
Biological process (GO): positive regulation of interleukin-6 production; toll-like receptor signaling pathway; canonical NF-kappaB signal transduction
Cellular component (GO): plasma membrane
Molecular function (GO): pattern recognition receptor activity; protein binding
Source: RefSeq, a predicted model, not a curated record